Hydra vulgaris (swiftwater hydra) is the source of this 2405-nucleotide messenger RNA. Its product is annotated as cleavage and polyadenylation specificity factor subunit 3. Gene Ontology annotation, biological process: mRNA 3'-end processing by stem-loop binding and cleavage. The record is from RefSeq and is a predicted model, not a curated record. Gene Ontology annotation, molecular function: RNA endonuclease activity; 5'-3' RNA exonuclease activity; RNA binding. Lineage: Eukaryota; Metazoa; Cnidaria; Hydrozoa; Anthoathecata; Hydridae. Gene Ontology annotation, cellular component: mRNA cleavage and polyadenylation specificity factor complex.
UUAGAUAAGGCUGUUCUGGACCAGUUGGUACGUAGUGCAUGGUAGUUGUACCGAGUGUCCGCAUAGUCGGUAAAUUGUUGGAUGCGGAACUUUUCAAGGCGCUCGUGUUUAAAUUUUUCAGUCCUUUUCUACCAAAAAGAUUAAUUAUGGCUACUAGUGAAGAAAGUGAUUUAUUAAGAAUUACGCCACUUGGAGCUGGCCAAGAAGUUGGGAGAUCAUGUAUAUUUAUUGAGUUUAAAGGCAAGAAGCUUUUGUUAGAUUUAGGGAUUCAUCCUGGCUAUAAUGGAUUAGAUUCAUUACCUUUUAUUGAUGAGAUUGAUCCUGGAGAAGUUGAUCUACUGCUUAUUAGUCAUUUUCAUUUAGAUCACUGUGGUGGAUUGCCAUGGUUUCUUGAGAAAACUCAUUUUAAAGGACGAGUGUUUAUGACACACCCUACUAAAGCUAUUUACAGAUGGCUUUUGGCUGAUUAUAUAAAAGUUAGCAACAUAUCAGCAGAUCAAAUGUUGUACACUGAAAAAGACUUAGAAAAAAGUAUGGACAAAAUUGAAACUAUGCACUUCCACCAAGAGAAAGAAGUGAGUGGGAUAAAAUUUUGGGCAUACAAUGCUGGUCAUGUGCUUGGUGCAGCUAUGUUCAUGAUAGAAAUUGCUGGUGUAAAUAUUCUUUAUACUGGAGAUUUUUCGAGACAAGAAGAUCGUCAUUUAAUGUCAGCUGAAAUUCCAAAUAUUAGCCCUGAUGUUUUAAUAAUGGAAUCAACAUACGGUACACAUGUUCAUGAAAAGCGUGAACAACGAGAGAAACGGUUUACUAGCACAAUUCACAAUAUCAUAAGCAGAGGUGGAAGAUGUUUGAUUCCAGUUUUUGCAUUAGGACGUGCUCAAGAACUACUUUUAAUUCUAGAUGAGUAUUGGAAUCAACAUCCUGAGCUGCAAGAUGUACCUGUUUAUUAUGCCUCAUCUUUAGCCAAGAAAUGUAUGGCUGUUUAUCAGACCUACAUUAGUGCCAUGAAUGAAAAAAUCCGAAGACAGAUCUCCAUAUCAAAUCCUUUUGUUUUCAAACAUAUAUCAAAUUUAAAAGGAAUAGAUUCCUUUGAUGAUAUUGGACCAUCUGUUGUUUUGGCAAGUCCAGGAAUGAUGCAAAGCGGACUUUCGAGAGAACUAUUCGAAACCUGGUGCACUGACCCUCGAAAUGGUGUUAUUAUAGCUGGCUAUUGUGUUGAAGGAACCCUUGCAAAGGAAUUGAUGUCAGAACCCGAGGAAGUAACAGCAAUGAAUGGACAGAGAAUGAAAAGAAAUAUAUCUAUUGACUACAUCUCAUUUUCUGCACAUGCUGAUUUUGAACAAAUCAGUGAGUUCGUUGACAUACUUCGACCUCCUCAUAUUGUAUUAAAUCACGGAGAACAAAACGAGAUGAGCAGACUUAAAGCUGCUAUCAUUAGAGACUUUGAAGACCGAGGUAUAAGCAAUAUUCAGGUCUAUAACCCUAAAAAUUGUCAAAGUGUUGAACUGCAUUUUAGGGGGGAAAAAAUGGCUAAGGUAAUUGGAAGUUUAGCUUCCGGAAAAGCUGAGCAUGGUAAACCUAUUUCAGGAAUUCUUCUUAAACGUGGAUUCAAUUACCAUGUAAUGGCGCCGUCGGAUCUUUCGAGUUAUACUGAUUUAUCUACUAGCACCAUAACUCAGCGACAAAUUAUUGGAUUUCGAUCGUCGUUUUCUCUUCUUUGCUCAAGCUUAAAGCAAUUAUGUGGUAAAGUCGAACAGUUUAUUCAUGUUGGUAAGCCAGCUCUUAGGUUAUUUGAUGGCCAUAUUACUGUUUUCCAAGAUCGUGGUUCUGUUAUUCUCGAGUGGUUGUCUAAUCCAAUGAGUGAUAUGUUUGCCGACGCUACUUUGGUAGUAGUUUUAGAGGUUGAGUCAAAUCCAUCUCAAGUUCAGUCGGCUAAAUCUUUGCACAAAAGAGGUGGCAACUUUCAGCAGCAUCUCAUGCAGCUACUCAACGAUAAAUAUGGCCCUAAAAAUGUAAUUGAAAGUGAACAGGGAGAUAUGGUUACUGUUGAUGUUGAUGGAGUAUUAGCUAUUAUUGAUUUUGAAACUUUGACAGUAGAUUGUUCUGAUGAUGGGCUGAAACACCUAGUUAGCGCACUUGUAAAUAACCUGAGUCAAGCAAUGACGCCUUUAACAUCUUAAUUACUGUGUAAAGAGUUAUAUACAAGAUGCUAACUAUUUUGCAUAUGACAGUAUGAUCUCCACUGCGAAUUAAUUCUUGGAGAAUUUUUUCUGCGUGAAAUAAGCUCACACUUAAUAUGCUCAUCCUGAACCUUAUGUGAGAAAGUCAACAAAAUUUUUAUUCAAUAUGUGCAUUACAAUUGUUGAAAUAUUUGCAAGAUAUUAUAUUAGAAGGAGUUCGUAUUA